This is a messenger RNA of Maudiozyma barnettii, 3174 nucleotides long. It is a transcript of the gene KRE33, whose product is annotated as ribosome biosynthesis protein KRE33. The coding region runs from base 1 to 3174 and encodes 1057 amino acids. The record is from RefSeq and is a predicted model, not a curated record. Gene Ontology annotation, cellular component: 90S preribosome; nucleolus. The transcript has a single exon. Gene Ontology annotation, molecular function: ATP binding; tRNA binding; 18S rRNA cytidine N-acetyltransferase activity. Lineage: Eukaryota; Fungi; Ascomycota; Saccharomycetes; Saccharomycetales; Saccharomycetaceae. Gene Ontology annotation, biological process: rRNA acetylation involved in maturation of SSU-rRNA.
AUGGCCAAGAAAGCUAUUGAUUCACGUAUCCCAUCACUAAUUAGAAAUGGUGCACAGACAAAGCAAAGAUCUUUCUUUGUGAUUGUCGGUGAUCGUGCAAGAAACCAAUUACCAAAUCUGCAUUAUUUGAUGAUGAGUGCUGAUUUAAAAAUGAACAAGUCUGUAUUAUGGGCUUACAAGAAGAAACUUUUAGGUUUCACAUCUCAUAGAAAGAAAAGAGAAGCUAAAAUAAAGAAGGAAAUUAAGAGAGGUACUAGAGAGGCAAACACACAAGAUCCCUUCGAAAGUUUUAUUUCAAACCAAGAUAUUAGAUAUGUCUAUUACCGUGAAACUGAAAAAAUUCUAGGUAACACGUAUGGUAUGUGUGUUUUGCAAGAUUUCGAAGCUUUAACUCCAAACCUAUUGGCAAGAACUGUCGAAACUGUUGAAGGUGGUGGUAUUGUUGUUAUCUUAUUGAAAUCAAUGGCAUCUUUGAAACAACUGUACACAAUGACCAUGGAUAUUCAUUCUCGUUAUAGAACUGAAGCACAUGAUGACGUUGUUGCUAGAUUCAAUGAAAGAUUUAUCCUAUCCUUAGGUGGAAAUGAAAACUGUUUAGUGGUUGAUGAUGAAUUGAAUGUUCUACCAAUUUCUGGUGCGAAGAAUGUUAAACCACUUCCUCCAAAGGACGAUGAUGAAUUAUCCCCAAAACAAAUAGAAUUGAAGGACUUAAAGGAAUCAUUAGAAGAUGUUCAACCUGCUGGGUCUUUAGUAGGUUUAUCCAGGACAGUUAACCAAGCACAUGCGAUUCUAACGUUUAUAGAUUCUAUUUCGGAGAAAACUUUGAACUCUACGGUGGCUCUGACUGCUGGUAGAGGUAGAGGUAAAUCUGCAGCCUUAGGUAUCUCGAUUGCUGCUGCUAUAUCCCAUGGGUAUUCAAAUAUUUUUGUGACUUCACCAUCCCCUGAGAAUUUAAAGACAUUAUUUGCAUUUAUUUUCAAAGGGUUCGAUGCACUAGACUAUCAGGAACAUAUCGAUUAUGACAUCAUUCAAUCUACCAACCCUGAGUUUAACAACGCUAUUGUCAGAGUUGAUAUCAAGAGAGGCCACAGACAAACUAUCCAAUAUAUUGUUCCACAAGAUGCUCAUGUCCUAGGUCAAGCUGAAUUAUUGGUCAUCGAUGAAGCAGCUGCUAUUCCAUUACCAAUUGUGAAAAACUUAUUAGGUCCUUACUUGGUGUUUAUGGCCUCUACAAUCAAUGGUUAUGAAGGUACUGGUAGAUCUUUAUCACUAAAAUUGAUCCAACAACUUCGUACACAAGCUAACACUGGUGGCAGAAAUAUCAACCAAACUGCUAUUGUCUCUAGAGAUAACAAAAAGGAUUUCACCUCUAGCGUCGGUACUCGUACUCUUAAGGAGAUUGUAUUAGAUGAACCAAUCAGAUAUGCUGACGGCGACGCCGUUGAAAAAUGGUUAAACAAAUUAUUAUGUUUGGAUGUCACUCUAAUAAAGAACCCAAGAUUUGCGGCUAAUGGUACACCCCACCCAUCCGAAUGCAACUUAUUUAUUGUAAACAGGGAUACUUUAUUUUCAUACCAUCCUGUUUCUGAAAAUUUCUUAGAAAAAAUGAUGGCAUUGUACGUUUCUUCUCACUAUAAAAAUUCUCCUAACGAUUUGCAAUUAAUGAGUGAUGCACCUGCGCAUCAAUUAUUUGUCCUUUUACCACCUAUUAACCCUAAAGAUGGUGGUAGAAUCCCGGACCCACUUUGUGUUAUUCAAAUCGCACUAGAAGGUGAAAUCUCCAAACAAAGUGUAAGAAAUUCUCUAUCUAGAGGGCAAAGAGCUGGUGGUGAUCUAAUCCCUUGGUUAAUUUCUCAACAAUUCCAAGAUGAGGAAUUUGCAGGUCUAAGUGGUGCCCGUGUUGUCAGAAUUGCUACUAAUCCUGAAUAUUCUUCCAUGGGUUACGGUUCUCGUGCUCUUGAACUACUGGGUGAUUAUUUUGAAGGUAAAUUUACGGAUAUGUCUGAAGAUACCAAACCAAGGGAUUUUUCCAUUUCAAGAGUCAAUGAUAGUGACUUAAGAAAAUCUAACUUAUUAAAGGAUGAUGUCAAACUAAGAGAUGCUAAAACUUUGCCACCUCUAUUGUUGAAGCUAUCUGAACAACCUCCUCAUUAUUUGCAUUACCUUGGUGUUUCUUACGGUUUAACACCAUCAUUACAUAAGUUCUGGAAGAAUUGUAAAUAUGUCCCCGUAUACCUACGUCAGACAGCGAAUGAUCUUACUGGUGAACACACGUGUGUCAUGUUAAAGGUUUUGGAUGGUAGAGAACCAAAUUGGUUAGUUUCAUUUGCUACUGAUUUCCACAAAAGAUUCUUAUCUCUUCUAUCUUACCAAUUUUCUAAGUUCACAUCAGUUCAAUCUUUAAGUGUUCUUGAAAGUGCAGACAAGGCAGAGAGCUUAUAUUCCAGGGCUGAAAAUAGUAGGAAAGUAUCUUUAUUGGAUAAAUCUCAACUAGACGAUAUAUUUUCUCCAUUUGACUUAAAGAGAUUGGAUAGUUACUCAAAUAACCUACUUGAUUACCAUGUUAUUGUUGACCUCUUACCAAUGCUUUCUAUUUUGUAUUUCAGCGGUAAGAUGGGUGAUGGUGUCAGUCUAUCAAGUGUCCAAUGCGCAAUCUUAUUGGCUAUUGGUCUACAACACAAGAGUAUCGAUGACAUUACAAAGGAGCUAAAUCUUCCUUCCAAUCAAACAAUUGCCAUGUUUUCUAAGAUCAUGAGAAAAUUCUCUAUUUACUUCCGUUCUAUCUUAAAUGAAUCAUUCGAGAAGGCUCUACCUGCUCUAAACGAUGAGCAGGUUGCAGAAAUGAAUGGUGAAGAGAUUAAAAGAUUGAAUGCUGCUGAAACGUUUGACCAAAUGGAGGAAGAUCUUGAAGAAGCUGGUGAUGUAGCUGUCAGAGCCAUGAGAGAGAAACAAAAGGAAUUGAUAGAUUCACUGAACCUAGAUAAAUACGCUAUCAAUGAUAAUGGUGGCGAUUGGGAUGAAUCAAACAAGGGCCUGGAAAAGGCUGCCAAAUCUAAAGGUGUCGUCAGUGUGAAGACUGGACACAAGAGAACAACUGAAAAAUCAGAAGAUAUUUACAACAAUGAAAUAAAGGCUCUACACAAAAGUAAGAAGUCUAAGAAAAGUUCCAAAUAA